This is a messenger RNA of Aspergillus wentii DTO 134E9, 1086 nucleotides long. Its product is annotated as TDT family transporter. Gene Ontology annotation, molecular function: sulfite transmembrane transporter activity. The transcript is spliced from 4 exons. Bases 1 to 1086 code for a protein of 361 amino acids. Lineage: Eukaryota; Fungi; Ascomycota; Eurotiomycetes; Eurotiales; Aspergillaceae. Gene Ontology annotation, cellular component: plasma membrane. Gene Ontology annotation, biological process: sulfite transmembrane transport; transmembrane transport. The record is from RefSeq and is a predicted model, not a curated record.
AUGGGCACAGGAAUUGUGUCAAUCCUUCUCAAUACCCUACCCUACAACGGAACAUGGCUUUACUGGAUAUCGGUCAUAAUCUUUGCCCUUAAUGUGCUGCUCUUCAUGCUCUUCCUCACCAUAACCCUCAUCCGCUACAUCCUCUGGCCAGACAUUUUCCCCGUCAUGGUGACUCACCCAAGCCAAUCGCUUUUCCUCGGAACCAUACCCAUGGGAUUCGCCACAAUUAUCAACAUGUUCUGCUUCGUCUGCGUUCCGGCAUGGGGUGAAUGGGCUACUUAUUUCGCAUGGGCCAUGUGGAUCGUAGAUGCCAUCUUGUCUGUCUUAACUUGUUUCGGAAUUCCCUUCAUCAUAAUAACCCGAAAAUCCGAGGUAACUCUCCCCUCAAUGGGAGCCGCAUGGUUACUCCCGAUUGUAGCGUGCGUGGUCACAGCAGCCUCGGGGGGUAUCGUCGCCUCGAUACUACCACAACCCCAAUAUGCGCUGGCGACGAUUCUAGCCAGCUACAUCCUCUGGGGCGUGGGUGUUCCACUCGCCCUCAUGGUAAUGGCCAUCUACUUGCAACGGUUAAUGCUACACAAACUACCCCCGAAAGCCAUCAUCGUUAGCACAUUCCUCCCUCUCGGUCCUCUGGGUCAGGGGGGGUUCGGAAUUCAAAAACUCGGCCUCAGCGCCCGAGAAAUAUUCCCACUAACAAAUACCCUCCACCCCGGAACUGGCGAAGCCCUAAACGACAUGGGAUUCCUCCUCGGUCUGCUGCUGUGGGCAUUUGGGUCGCUCUGGCUGUUUUUCGCCGUGGGGUCGGUGUUACGCAUGAAAUCGUUUCCCUUUAAUCUGGGGUGGUGGGCGUUUACCUUUCCGCUGGGGGUUUAUUCGACUUGUACGGUGCAGCUUGGGAGGGGUUUGCCGUCGACGUUCUUUGCUGUACUGGGCACGAUUCUCUCGCUGUGUGUGGUCUUGCUGUGGGCUGUUGUGAGUGGUUUUACACUUCGUGGGAUUUAUAAUAAGACCCUUUUUGUGGCGCCUUGUUUGAAGAAUCUUGAUGAGAAACGGAAGAGGGAUGUUGAAUCGGAAGGACGAAGGUGA